This is a messenger RNA of Fusarium musae, 753 nucleotides long. RefSeq lists its product as uncharacterized. NCBI's taxonomy places the organism in Eukaryota, Fungi, Ascomycota, Sordariomycetes, Hypocreales, Nectriaceae. Bases 1 to 753 code for a protein of 250 amino acids. The transcript has 3 exons. The record is from RefSeq and is a predicted model, not a curated record.
AUGUCUCUCGAAGGAAAAGUCGUCCUCAUCACAGGCGGAGCCAAGAACCUCGGCGCAGAAAUUGCGCUGUCCCUAGCCAGCGUUGGCGCUAACUUGGCCUUGCACUACAACUCACCUUCUACAAAGGACAAUGCCGACGCUUUGGCAAAGACAAUCAGCCAGUCAUUCCCCAAGGUGAAACAUGCGUUCUAUCAAGGCGAUCUUACCACCAAAGCAGCAGUUGACAAACUCUUCGGGUCAGUGCUCAAGGAUUUUGGCAAGGUUGACAUUGUCAUCAACACAAUUGGCAAGGUUCUCAAGAAACCUAUCGCUGAGAUCUCUGAGGCAGAGUACGACAGCAUGUUUGACGUCAAUUCCAAGUCAGCUUUCCUGAUUCUCCAAGCUGGCGCAAAGCAUGUCGAAGAAGGCGGGAAGAUCAUCACUAUCGUCACCGCCCUCCUCGCUGCCUUCACCGGCUUCUACACCUCAUAUGCCGGAUCCAAAGCGCCCGUUGAGCACUUCACCCGUGGUGUUGCCAAAGAGCUCAUGGGACGCCGGAUCAGCGUUAAUGCUGUCGCGCCUGGACCGAUGGAUACACCUUUCUUCUAUCCUCAGGAGGCUGAUGAUGCUGUCGCCUUUCACAAGAGUCAAGCGCUGGAGGGUCGGUUGACGGAUGUUAAGGAUAUUGCUCCCCUUGUUAAAUUCCUUGUUACUGAGGGGGGAUGGAUUACGGGCCAGACCAUCUUUGCUAAUGGCGGUUAUACCACUCGCUAA